Molecule: messenger RNA, 611 nt
Organism: Ooceraea biroi (clonal raider ant)
Lineage: Eukaryota; Metazoa; Arthropoda; Insecta; Hymenoptera; Formicidae
Gene: Dad1
Product: dolichyl-diphosphooligosaccharide--protein glycosyltransferase subunit
Biological process (GO): protein N-linked glycosylation
Cellular component (GO): oligosaccharyltransferase complex; membrane
Source: RefSeq, a predicted model, not a curated record
CUUUGCUCUAUGGCUCCGUGGCAGGUUAUGGCUGACAUAUGUUGUACGUGUCACCGGUACUUGCCACGCGUGUACGAGAGACUUUCAAACGAUCUCUGUUUUCUAAGUAACGCACGCAGAAGUCAACGAACAUGACUGCGUUUACGAUACUGCACAAGUUUUGGUUGGAAUACACAAAAAAUACGCCCAAGAAACUCAAGAUUAUCGAUGCGUACCUGCUGUACGUGUUCCUGACGGGUGUCACCCAGUUCGUGUAUUGUUGUCUCGUCGGCACGUUCCCGUUCAACAGUUUUCUCAGCGGUUUCAUAUCCUGCGUGUCUUGCUUCAUUCUAGGAGUUUGCCUCCGAUUACAAGUUAACCCACAGAAUAAGAGUCAAUUUCAUGGUAUAAGCCCGGAAAGAGGAUUUGCAGACUUCAUUUUUGCACAUAUUAUCCUGCACAUUGUCAUAAUGAAUUUCAUUGGAUAAUAUACACAAUUGUGAUCGUGCAAUUACAAUUACAGAUCAACGUUACGUAUCCACUUAGAGAAUAAAUUAAUUCCGAUGUAUAAUAUGUUUUUGUACUUGUGAAUACAAUUCAUAAUCGUUGAAUAAAAUUAAUGAAAUUAACAA